UGCAGACGAUGCAAGCUUUUUCACUCAGUACGGAAGAGAAACACUGUAACGCUUGAGCUUUUGUCUUGUUUUUAUACAAAACGUGUGUAAAAUCUUAGCAUGUGGGACAUUAUCUUGCUCUUUUCCAGCAUCUGUACAGUUGUUGUUGGUGCUCCAGAUAAAGUUACAGGAUACAGAGGAGAGAGAGUUAACAUCAGAUGCUCUUAUGAAUCUGGAUAUGAAUCAAAUCCAAAGUAUUUGUGUCAAGGCGAGUGUAACAUUGGAAAUAGAAACAUCAUAGUUAGAUCAGGAUCUCCAGCUGAAGACCAGAGAUUCUCUCUGAGAGACGACACGACGGCCAGAGUUUUCACCGUCACCAUCACUGAUCUGAGACCAGAGGAUGAAGGACAAUACUGGUGUGGAGUGGAGAGGAGUUUAAAUACUGAUGUCUAUUCAGAGAUUCUGUUGCUGGUUAAAUAUGAUGAAAAGAUGACUGAGGUUUCAACUAUCAGCCCUUUUACAACCACAUCAUCAUAUUUCAGCACAACAGAACCAUAUCCACAAUCCAGCAGCAUCACAAUCACAGAAAGAACAGAAACAAUCCCAGAUCAGCACAAAUCAACAGAAGUUUCAGGUUCAUUCAUGAUUAUCAUCACUGCAACGGCUUUGGUUUUUCUCCUGAUCGUUCUUCCCUUGAUUAUACUGGCCGUGUGGAAGAGUAAUAAGACCCAAGGUCUACUGUCAUCCUCCAUCGUAGAGUUUAAUCCAGUCUUGUAUGAACAGAUCAAGGACGCUGGACGUGACUGUAAUCCAGAGGACAGAGACACAGAAACAAGUGUAGUUUACACCUGUUCUUCCUAAACUUGUGUUAUACGUGUCCCUACAGACCUGUCAAUGAGACUCAAGCAGCUCUUCAUCAACAUCACAACACAAACCAGUUCAAAAUAUUAGAUAUUUUAUACUAAAAAUCUACACUUUGGCAUCAUGGUGCCUUAUUUUGUGAACACAAUCAAUUUUUUUUGUUAUUUUAUUUUAUUAUAUUGUUGUAUGUGGGUUAAUGUGUGCUGUCUGUAUCAUUUUCUCAUCAGAUGUUGCUCAAGGUUUGUCUGGUUAGUUUCAUCUGUUCACUGCUGGUAGAUGCUGGAACUGCACUGAUCUGCUGCUAAAGAGCAUCUUCCUCCACUGAUGACUGUUUAAAAUACAGCUUUUAUUCUGAUAAACUCAUGCAAGCAACAUUUAAUGGAGGCUCCUAAAAGCAGCUGUCAUUGAGAUGUUAAUACUUUUGGUUAGCUUCAUGAAAAUAUUACUAGAAUAUUUGCUUCAGUUAUACAUCAGAUGUCUGCAGCAGUAACUUAUCAUACAGGAAGUUCAACCACAGCCACAGGAAGAGCUGUGAGGCUUCAGCCAAACACACUUCCCACAAUGCAACUCUUCUUCCAGGGCUGAUGUGAUGCAGAAAGUGUGACUUUAAUGUCCAAGUGUUACAGGUACCAGCUGGCACCACAUCAACAGCGUAUAUGCUCUCUCUGGAAACAGGAGAAAUAAAUGAGACCGUGAAAACUCUGCGUCUGUUUUUCAUCUCGCUCAGCAGAAAGAGCGGGAGAGAGGAUUUAUUAGACAUUCACAUUUUAAAUCCUCCUCUGUUACAAACACUCAAUGUUCACUAUAAA
Carassius gibelio (silver crucian carp) is the source of this 1649-nucleotide messenger RNA. RefSeq names its product CMRF35-like molecule 8. Lineage: Eukaryota; Metazoa; Chordata; Actinopteri; Cypriniformes; Cyprinidae. The record is from RefSeq and is a predicted model, not a curated record. The transcript has 6 exons. The coding region runs from base 100 to 840 and encodes 246 amino acids.